GCGAACUGCCCGUGUCCGCUCCAGCUGAGAGAGCGCGAGGACUAUCGGUGGUGUUGGUGGUGGACGUCGCGCGGCCCAAACACAGACCUAAGCCCGUGCGAAGAUCCACCGGAUCCACAAAAAAAGUACAGACGGAGAGAGGAAACGUCCCCCUCCUCCCCCCGACGGACAGCAGAGCGCGACAGCCGCGGAGAGGAACACCAAUAUACAACUUGUCAUCUGACCAACAGUCACCGCUCUCGUCGCUGUGUGCGUUUUUUUGUUGUUGCACACACUGUUUCCACUCGGUUGUUUUGUUUUGACGGAGGUCUGCUUUAUUGCAACUAUUUAGCGAUCUUCUUUUUGAUUGUCGGACGGUUCAUUCGGGAUAUAAUUCUACAAGUUUUAAUUGUAACAUUUUCCCGUUUGUGCAGUGAGCGGGUUUCACAGUCAUUUUGACGUCUUUGUAUUUUCUAUAUGGACAGUAUUCUAAAUUAGAUGGUCUGACUGUCGCUCCUACGCCGCUCAUUUUAGAGUACAGCUUGAUCGACUGGAGAACAUUUAACCGCAAUGGAAUAUUUCGAUGAAAACAUUUCUGCAAGGCAAUAAGAAACUGCACAACAUCAAGUAAAAGCCAUACAGCAUUCCUGUCCUAUUGGUAGACUCUCUGGUCAGUUGGCCACGCCCCUUUGAGUGCCCCCUGUAUUUUAUACGACCCCAUCUGGCCCAGGAUGUCCAGGCAGCUCUCCCAGCUUCCGAACCCCGACGUCCCAGCUGGUGCAAGCGCACAGUUUGGAAGUUGUACCCAGCCUGCAGGCUCCCUCACAGGGGGGCAUCUCACCUCUAUGGCGGGUCUGAAAUCCCUCCUGCAGCACCCCAUAAAGGGAGACCAACGUUCCAAACCCCCAUGUGAUGUAAAAGAUGGGGGCCUCUUCCAGCUUCAGUACAUGGACUUGGAGGAGUUUCUGACCGAAAAUGGAAUGGGCAGCAUGCAUAACAACAACAGCUCCAGCUCAGCCCAGAUCCCCUCGCAGAGCUCCCAGUCAGCUGUGCCCAAUCAGAGCUCCCAGUGCCUACCGCCCUCAUCCCCACCUGGCUCUUCAUCUUCAUCGCCGUCUUCCUCUUCUUCCCCAUCGCUCAUUGGUCUGGAGGUGGUUCAGCCACAAAACCUUGGUGGAGGAAAUGACUGUUUGCAUGGGAGUCAGACGAGUAUGAACGACUCCUGUGAGUCUCCCUGUUCUUCCUCCUCGUCCUCCUGUCCUCCUCUGCUCGAGCCCACGGACAGCGGACCCGAUGGGCAGGGGAUGUUUGACAUGGAUUCUUCGGACAUGGAUAUGUCUGGCCAGCCGAACUACGACCCCAGGAGGCACUCCUUCAGUGAAGAGGAGCUCAAGCCACAGCCCAUGAUCAAGAAGGCCCGCAAGAUCCUGGUGCCCGACGGCAUGAAGGAUGAUAAGUACUGGAGCAGAAGGUAUAAAAACAAUGAAGCAGCAAAGCGUUCUCGAGAUGCUCGCCGUCAUAAGGAGAACCAAAUAUCUGUUCGUGCCGCCUACCUGGAGAGAGAGAACGCCACCCUCCGACAGGAAGUGGCGGAGAUCCGAAAGGAGCUUGGCCGCUGUCGCAGCAUCCUUAGUAAAUACGAGAACCGCCUCUCCGACCAGUGAUGAAGGCGUGCAGCUAAAUCAGGAAGAGGAGGAAUAUAACCUGGAUAACAUUUAUGACUUUUUAGGGGUGGCACAUUGGACAGAAUUGGGUCAAGCAAGGGUGAUGAUGAUGAGGAAGAUGAUUAUGAUGAUGAAUGUAGAAGACAAGGAGAAGGUUUGUGUAUCGAAGCUCAGGUGUCUUGUUUUGUUGAGGUGUCAGCUCUUAAAAGUGAAAGGUGGAGAGAGUAAUUUAACAGAUGAAGAGAUGUGACUUUUAAGAGUUUUGUUAUUGGAGAAUUGUAUAUUUUUAUAAUACUUACGAAAAAUUAUAGGGUGAGCAAAUUUGGAGGAUAAUUUUGUAUAUUUUCUACAUAGAGACGGGGGGGGGGGGAAAGCUAUGGUAAAUAUCUUUUUAUUAUAGGUGAGUCAGGAGAUGUUUAACAGGUGGUCAGCCAUCGAUGGGUAUUUUUCGUCUUGAUUACUUUAGUCAGGAUGCAGCAGCAGGGGCAAGGACGCGUGUAACAAUUGUAAUAUAGAGAGCAAAAAGUAUCUUAUAAUCGUAUAGUUCAACAUUUUUGUGGAUUUUAUUCAAGCACUUAAUUUGUUUCCUGUUUUAUUUCUAUCACUGGGGAGGGGCAUGCUAGAGGGAGGCAACAUAAGGGACAAGUGGGACACCAUGUAAACAGUCCUGCACUAUCAACAUUGUCUUGUGAGUCCUUUUAUUAUAUAUAUAUAUAUAUUUGAGUUCCCCAACAAUAUAAGUUCUUUGUACUUUAAGCUUCAUGCAAUUGGUACAUCUUUCUCCAGUCCAUACUCUUAUCUUUGACCCCAUCCACUUUUCUCUAUCCCAGUUGAGUGCUUUUAAUCUACUCUGGUGUCUUGUAUCUCAGAUAAACUGCUAAAAAGCCUGUUGUGGUGCCCCAGGUUCCUAUUCUCCCUCUUCAUCCUCUCUUUUGAAUUGAUGGGACGUUUCUCUUCCUCUGUUUCUAUAUCCUACUUCUCUAUUUCUGCUCUCACUUAUAGCCAAUCCUCUUACAGUUACGUGCAAACUCUUCCCAUAACAGUUUAUCCCUGAGUUUCUCUUGUACUGCUGCGGUACAUAGAGCAGUUAUAUCUCAGUGUUGUAUUGUACUCUGAAAUAGUAUCAAUCUGCCCUGUAAAACGCACUUCGUUACUUUACUGUUCUUCAUGAACACACUUUAAUCAGCAUUAAUAUAGGGGGAGAAAGGUUGUUGUAUAUUGGAUAGGCCUAUACUGUUUUGUGUAUUUGAUGUAUUCCAGGAGAUGGUUUGAAACCCCCAUUGAGUGGAAUGGAGUUAAAUUCUCAGAUUCCUGGGAGAAAUACAAGCCAAAAUGUCCUAUCUUGAUCCACACAAGCUUGUUGGUAUUUAGUGCUAUUUCAAUAAUGCUCCUUCCUUACUGUUUACUCCUGUUAUUACUCUUUACUUUUUACUGUAUCUAAAAACUUCUCUGUGCAUCCACAACACCUUCACAGGGGGCAUGGUACACUAUGUUAUGUUGUGGGGAGGGAUGACAAGUAAUGGUGUGAUUUUAUUCCCCUCAAUGACCAUGAUGAAUAGUAACGAUUACUGCUAUUAUUAUUAUUAUUAUUAUUGUGAUUAUAAUGAUUAUCCCUUUUGUUGUUGCUGUUCUAUAUUAUUGAAUGAUUUUCUUUCUUUCGAUGAUCUGUUGCAAUUUGAAACAUCUUUGAUCUUCAGUGUUCCUAAGAAAGACAAUUCAAAUGGAGAAAAAAAACCUCGCUCAGCUAUUUGCAUCCUGUCUCAGACCUCCAGACAUUACUCUACGGACACUACUGCCACCUAGGUUUCUUUGACCAUGGACUUCACAAGCGUGGCUCGAUAACUUGAAUAUGACAUUCAUUACUUUACCUUUCGUGAUGACCUCUUCGGUUCCCCGGCAGUGUACGGACUAUGCACACUUUCAAUAUGCUCCUUGUUUGUUUAUUUCAGCCUUUAUCACCUCAGUCAGUGAUUGUUUGCUCUCCCAACAGGAUCUAGUCUCUAAUAUCCUCACAGAUGUGGUUAAAAAAAUAUUUUAGUGACUCUAAUUGAACUACAACUUCCCUGCUGCAUCAGUGGUGUCCAUGUUGGCCCACAGUGCUGGUUAUUCGGAUGUAGUUGAGAUUUUUCCAAAAACACCAAUAAAAGAUUGUUCUCAUUCA
Messenger RNA from Trematomus bernacchii (emerald rockcod), 3804 nucleotides. RefSeq names its product D site albumin promoter binding protein b (gene dbpb). Gene Ontology annotation, biological process: regulation of transcription by RNA polymerase II. Gene Ontology annotation, molecular function: RNA polymerase II cis-regulatory region sequence-specific DNA binding; DNA-binding transcription factor activity, RNA polymerase II-specific. Bases 711 to 1643 code for a protein of 310 amino acids. The transcript has 5 exons. Gene Ontology annotation, cellular component: nucleus. The record is from RefSeq and is a predicted model, not a curated record. NCBI's taxonomy places the organism in Eukaryota, Metazoa, Chordata, Actinopteri, Perciformes, Nototheniidae.